Messenger RNA from Biomphalaria glabrata, 2478 nucleotides. RefSeq names its product serine/threonine-protein kinase Nek2-like. Lineage: Eukaryota; Metazoa; Mollusca; Gastropoda; Planorbidae. Gene Ontology annotation, molecular function: ATP binding; protein kinase activity. The record is from RefSeq and is a predicted model, not a curated record. The coding region runs from base 362 to 1675 and encodes 437 amino acids. Gene Ontology annotation, biological process: protein phosphorylation. The transcript has 9 exons.
UAUUGAUUAAAACUAUCCAUAAUCAUGAUAAUCCUGUUAUUGGAUCUACAUACUAAGAUAGACUAGAUUUAAUCAAGAUUAGAUCUAAAUGCACAAUUAUCGAAACAGAAAUUUAUUAUUUAUAUCUAAUUAUUUUUGUUUUUAUCAAUACCCGGUGCUCACUGUCACAGGACAGUGAGUUGCUCGGAGAAGAAUCUUCAAUCUAGUCUUAGUACUCUUAGUCUAGAGUCUAGAUCUAGUAUCUAGAUUAGAUCAACCAGAUCUCUAGAUCAGUAGAUGAUUGCUCUACAUUCUACUGUAUAUAUAUAUAGAUCUAUACUAUAUCCUAAUAUAGCCCAAAAUUGAAUACAACUGAAAAAGAAUGCCUGCAAGUCUUGAUGACUUUCAAGUCAUUUCUACUAUAGGAACAGGAUCAUAUGGAACAUGCAAGAAAAUAUGCAGAAAAAAGGAUGGAAAGAUAUUAGUUUGGAAGGAAAUGGAGUAUGGAUCAAUGACAGAAGCAGAAAAGCAAAUGUUAGUUUCAGAAGUAAAUCUUCUUAGAGAGCUCCAUCAUCAACAUAUAGUUAAGUAUUAUGACCGCAUCAUUGAUAGAACAAAAGCCAUGAUUUACAUCAUUAUGGAAUACUGUGAAGGAGGAGAUUUGGCUACUCUUAUAGCUGCUAACAAAAAAAAUGGAGAAUCCAUUACAGAAGACUUUGCAUGGAAAAUUCUUAUUCAGACUACACUUGCUUUGAAGGAAUGUCAUCGUAGAAAAAAUGGUCAAGCUGUUUUACACAGGGAUCUUAAGCCUGCAAAUGUUUUUCUAGAUAAAGAUUCAAACGUAAAGCUUGGAGACUUUGGUCUAGCACGAGUGCUGCACAGUGAAAGCAGUUUUGCUCAGACUUAUGUUGGAACACCUUAUUAUAUGUCACCUGAACUAGUGAAUAAUCUUUCCUACAAUGAGAAAUCUGAUAUCUGGGCUCUAGGUUGCAUGAUGUAUGAGCUCUGUGCAUUAUCUCCUCCUUUCACUGCAUCUAACCAAAGCGAGCUAAACAGAAAAAUUAGAUUAGGAGACUUUCCUCGUCUACCGUUAAAGUAUUCCAUUGAAUUGGACAUGAUAAUAAGAAAAAUGAUUCAAGUGGAGGUAGCUCAGCGUCCAAGUAUUGGCUCUAUAUUGGCAGAUCCAUUAGUACAAAAGAGGAGGGAGGCUUUGGAAUGCAACGUUGUGUCAACUAGAACUAACUCCAGUGACAAUGAAAAACAUGACCUUGACAAUAUUGAGAAGUUGAGAAAUAAUUUAAUUGCCAAGAUGAGACAACUGGAGCUAAAGGAAAAAGAGUUGGAAAGUAGAGAGAAGAGUGUUGCCUUGAGGGAACAAAUAGCAGAGGAGAAAUUGAAGAGAGCAAUGUCACUGCUAGAUCAAGUGCGGCACAGGGAUGAUUAUUCAACAACUUCCCAGACAUCAGUAAAAGUAACUUUACCAGACAAUCUGUCAGAUGCUUCUUUGAAAAGACAGGUGACUUUCCACCCUCAGUUAUUUGACAAGGAAAAUUUACGACAAAAAAUUCCUCAUACAGGCCUGGUGAAUCCUUUACAGACUAAAUCUGCUCUACCAUAUAAUAACACGUCUCUUGAAAACCAGUUAGGUUUCGCUGGUAAUAAAAUUACCCAUAAUAAUCUUUUACAUGUAAGAUGAUUCUUAGACCAGUUGAGUUUGUAAUCAUGUCUUAAAAAUUAGUUUUCAGCAAACCACUAAAUUCUAUUUUAUAGCUAAUGGCUCUUGUAAUCAGGAAUAAACCCUGUAAAUGUAUUCAUACUAAAAUGUUCCUGUAAAAAUUAUUAGUUUCAGAUUUUAAUAUUAUGGAAAAGAAAUAUUCCACCUAAAACAUAAGCUUAAAGCCAUUUGGAUCAGCUGGUAGAUCCUUAACUAUUUGUUUUUUAGUCAAUUAACCUAUAGUUGGGCUCAAUAGUAGUAGAUAUUGAUAGACCUGGUCUCUUACAAUGAAAUAUGUCUUCCAUUACUGGUUGAAAAAGAAAGUACAGCAUUACAAGCUUUUAGAUGUUUUGUAUAUACAACUAUAUAGUCAUAUACAAUAAUAAAAAAUAUGUACCGUACAUAAUGAAAUAGUUAUAUUGCAUCUAUAUUAUGCACUUUUUUUCCUUAAAGAAAUGAAAUUUAAGUAGCUAAUUUAACACUACUGUAUAUUAGUUUAUAUUCUAUUUACCAUGCUGAGAAUCAAGGAAAUGGUAAUUCAACUGUAUCAAUAACUUUUUUUAUAUAAUAAAUAGUACUCAUUUUUUUGUAAAUUUACUGUAAAUGAAAAUCAUUUUGUUAUAAAAAAAAAGUUUGUCAAUACAAAAAUGUAAAACAAAUAAUUGUAUUAUUAGUUUUUUAUUCAUUUUGAACUAAAAUAAAAUAUGUUGUGAAUGCAACAACAUCAAAAGUGUGUCCUAAUUUUAUCUGUACAUACAGUCUUAAUGUUUUAACUACAAUUAGUA